Pisolithus orientalis is the source of this 632-nucleotide messenger RNA. RefSeq lists its product as uncharacterized. The transcript is spliced from 2 exons. The record is from RefSeq and is a predicted model, not a curated record. Lineage: Eukaryota; Fungi; Basidiomycota; Agaricomycetes; Boletales; Pisolithaceae. Bases 293 to 538 code for a protein of 81 amino acids.
CAUCCAUCGCAAGAGUACCGACGUUAUCUUGUUCUACGAGAACCAAGGUUCAUCGACGGUAUUCGUUGCGUGGACCCGCGACAGCGAUGCAAAGGAACAACUUGCGUGUUGACCUUGCGCAUUCAACACCGAAGGACCCGUUGUGUCCAGGAGUGCUGACCCAUCCUACGACUUGCCCACCUUGGUUUUUAUAUGGGGACCCACUGCUGCGGUUCUAUUACUUCUCUCUUACCCUGACCCUUUUUUUCUUUCCGUUUCAUGCGGCAACGGCUUCCUCAGUGGAGUUCUUGACAUGGCGAUCAGGUUAUUUUCGGAAGUUCUGAUCAUCUUCGUCCAUUUCAUUUUAGAACAUCUCCUGCCACCGCUUGCAGAGCCUACAGAACAAUAUGGACGUGUAUGUGCUUCAUGCACGGCGUCCACUGCUGUUCAACUGGCCGGCUUCGAAACGUUGCCGACAAGUGCAAUUGCAGGGACAUCCCCAAGGAUGCUAUUGCAAAAUGCGAAGCCAGCCGUUCUGUCGAGAUCACACUUGAGAUAAAGGUGCAUGUGCAACCAUCGCUACGCCACAGAUAAUCACUUUGGAACCCGAUGAAGUGGUAAAUUUCCGUCUGAAAGAAAAAAAAAUGCUUUGA